AAUGAACAGUCUGGUUUCAUGACAAAUCUACUCAACAACCACGAAUCAUCGACUGCGGAUGUAAAUGAUGGCAGUCAUUUGAUCAAUAAUAUCGUAGAUGACAUAUUUCAGCUGCAGACAUGUCAUUACGAGGAAUCUGAAUCCCAGCCAGAGCUGCAGUCCACUCUACGCUCAACGCCAGGUUUUGUGGACAGGCGCUUAAAGUACUGGAAGGACAUGAUACGUCAGCGUCGUGCCGAGCAGCUAAAACUGUGCCUGGCCACGGGUAGAGAGCCACAGCAGUUGCUCUUUAACGUGAGCAAUCGGGAGGAGCAUAGCAUCAAGCGCAUUUUGGACCACGUCUCGCGCAAGGAACGCUGCACAACAAUAGCUGGGCUGGUUGUGGAUCCUAUGGAGGUUACCUUUGCCAAGCCGCAAGACUACGUUGAGAUUGUGGGACUACCGAAAAAGGUUAGCUUUGCGCUGGAUGGCGGCGCGUGCACAAGGAGCAGGUGGUGCGAUUCGCAGCUGCUUGUUAACCGCUUGCUGGAAAAGGAAGCAGACAUUAAAAAGGUGAUGGAGUAUUGUCCAGAAAUUGAUAAGCUCGAGGUAAUCGGCAAGCAUCUUUGGCUAAGGAAGCCCUGCGAGCGUCUAUCUGUUCACACCAUAUCCAUGGUAACUCCAGCUGUGUUGUCGGAGCGUGCCUUAGAAAGAUCGAUAGAAAGCAACGCAUCUUUAAAGUUAAAACCAUUAACGACUUGUACCUCGAAGCUGGCGGUGCUCAUCAAUGGCACCACCUACCGCCGAUAUCGGCCGGAGUAUUCGCCCAUACUGGAGCGCAGGUUCGUUUGCAAUCCCUACGAGCGCAGCCUGCGCACUAUUAUGCGCAUCGAGAACAAUGGCCAAGAGGCAAUCAACUUUAGCUGGAUUCGCGCCGAGUUCUUUGCAUACAACAAUACACUUUUCAACUCGCCCAACGAGGUGUUUGUCUUCGAUACGGAACCCUUUCUGCUGCGGCCAGGCGAUGUCCGUGAGGUCUCGGUGCUCUUCCGUCCCAGCAAGGUGGGCAUUGUGAAGCAGCGCUGGUUCCUCAAUACCUAUCCGCUCAUUUUCUUUCGUUGUCCCUGCGCCCUGACUCUGAACAUGCAUGGCAGAUGCACACCCCCACAGGAGUACCUACAGCUGAUCGAAGAGUAUAUGCAACCAACGAUACGAGAUUGCCGCGGAUCGACUUCAGCGCAACUGUUGCGUUCAGUACCAUCACUGAAGGCGCCACGGACUCUACACCCGUUCGUCAGGGAGCUGGAGGAGAGCGAGGCUUUUAAUCGGCGCAACGUAGGCUUCCACUGCGAACGUGACAGCGAAAUUGAGGGCUUGAAAAGGUUCUUCUACCUGGUUCGACCAGAUCAAUGCAACUUGGAAUGGGAUUACAGUGUAAGCAUGCUAAUUGAAUUGGUCUGUUCCAAGGAGGAUGAGCGGCUGCGCGUCAAUCUUUUCGAGCAGCUGCAACUACAGCUGUCUGAGCUGCGCGGCCGCACGACGCCGCUCAGCCUGAGCGACGCCCCAACCAAGCUAAAGGAACGCCAACGCACCAGAUACAUCUAUGUGCGUGGCAUCAUAUCCAAUAGCAUUGAGUUAUGGGAGCAGAAGAUUUGGGCACUGUCCGCACAAAUGCUCAAGCUGGCCGAGCGCCGAAAGCAACCAGUUGGUGCCCGUGGACAGAGCCAGCUCCUACACUCGAAAUCAUUUCGACAAUCAAUUUAUAUAUACACCUAUUAUCAGCUGUGCGACGUUGCCGAAAAUAUUGUCUCUGUCAUCGAGAGCACUGAGCAGGUCUAGACAUAAAUUAAAAUUCGACC
This is a messenger RNA of Drosophila novamexicana, 1838 nucleotides long. RefSeq lists its product as uncharacterized. NCBI's taxonomy places the organism in Eukaryota, Metazoa, Arthropoda, Insecta, Diptera, Drosophilidae. Bases 19 to 1818 code for a protein of 599 amino acids. The record is from RefSeq and is a predicted model, not a curated record. The transcript has a single exon.